UUGCCCCGGAAGCUGAAGCUCGUCGCUGGUUAAACCUAAAGCCUCUUGUGUAUGUUGGCGAAGUCAGGGAGGGUCAACUUUCUUUUUCCAUUUAUCGCAAAAUAUACGCGGUGACAUUUGUUUACACAUAGGUAAACCUAAUUGAAGAUCGUAUUUUAUCCGAAAUGGAGUCCUCUGAGCACGGCCCUUCAGUGACAUCUCCAGGUGUAGCCAGUGGAGGGACGCUACCGCCAGGCCUGACAGAGGAGGAGGCAGAAGAGAUACAGGUGGAGCUCAUCAAGGUGGAGGAUGAGAUUCAGACUCUGAGACAGGUUCUCGUGGCGAAGGAGAGGCACGCGGCUGAGCUCAAGCGCAGACUCGGCAUCAGUCCCCUCUCUGAAAUCAAACAGAACCUCACCAAAGGCUGGCAUGACGUUCAGUGCUCCAAUGCUUAUAUGAGAACCUCACAAACUCUUGGAGACUUGAAUCGUAGAGUUGCCUCAUCUAAUUUAUACCUUACAGCUUCAUCCACACUUGAGGAAAUUGGACGUUCUGAUGCCUAUAAGAGGACUCAGGAGACUCUGUCUCAGGCAGGUCAGAUGACAUCAGCUGCGUUCUCGACAGUGGGCUCCGCCAUCAGAAACCGAUUUGGAGAGAUGAGGGCUCUGCCGUACUCUAACUCUGGUAGCAACUUUUCCAUGCGUCACUCUUUAAGUAUGCCAGCUAUGAGGAACUCGCCAAGCUUUAAAUCCUUUGAGGACAAGGUGGAGAACAUGAAGUACAAAGUAAUGGGGCGAUCGAAUGGAGAGAGCGACCAUUCACCAACCAGCAACAACGCACCCUUCUGAGCAGGAAGCACAACCUCAUGACCAAGAACUGACCUCUGUGAUCCUCUUUAGCGCUGCAUCCAAAUACACUCCAGUCUCGCCACUGCUAAGUUAACGUCAAAUGAAUGUACAGACAGGAAACAAUGCUUUAAGAAACUAAUGCAAAGAGAUAAUUAUUACUCUAACAUCUGAAGAUUGUCACCCUUGCAUAUGCAUUAUAGCCAAAUUUGAAUAUUAAAAACUGGAUAACCCUUUUUGGGACUGUUAGGUUUUCCUCUGUGCACCGAAUUACCUUUAAAUGUAUUGUAAUAUUUUAUUUUGUCAAGCAAUGGGGCUUCUCUGACACUUCGGUAGUAACUGGUCUGUUACGAUCUGCAUGAAAAUGUGAAACGUUUGCACAGCUCACACAUAGAAUGUCCUAAAACACAUCAGGCAUCCUCAGCCUGCUUCGUUGCCACUGUUUAUUAUUGUUACAUGCUUCCUACAAAGAAUAUUGCACUGGUUAUUACCCUGCUUGUUACUCAGGGCAAAAGGUGCUAAAGCGUUCCUUGUGACAUGACUCGAGCACCAGAUGUUCAUCUCUGAAGGUGUGUACUAAAUUAUUCACAUUUAUUUUAUUGUCUUUUUUUAAUUCUUCCCCAGUUUUCCAAGUCAUGAUAAAAAAUAUACUACAACAUGUUCUAACAAAGAUGUUUUGAGAUUCAAGCUAUACAUACCUCCCCUUUUUCUUCUCAUCAUCUCUCGGUAAAUAAGAAAAACUUUUUGUCUAAAUGUUUUCCCCUUGGUUUGCUUAUAUUUUACAUGGCGGUGUCUAGCAUAGACAUAGAUUUUCCCCCACAGUACUGUACUGUAACAAUGAUCAUAAAGGUGAAAAUUUGGUGAAAAGAUGGGGUUUAUAAGAUAUUUAAUUGCUAAUCAGAUGCAAGACUAAUAUUUCCAAGUAAGAUAAUGUAAUGAUUAUAAUAUUUAAUCAAAUAUUGUGGUGGGCAAAUGUCAAUUUCACUGUGAUGUAGUGGAAAAUUCAUUUUUAAUUUAUUUUUUGGUCAGAUUAUUAUUUUUCUUUUGAUUCCUUGUGCUGAUGGGAGUACUGUCCAUGCAAUGAUCUGUAAGAGAAUGUUACCAUACUGACCUAACUACUGUAUACAUGUUUGAUGCUUUGUGGCUGUAACAUACUACACCGUUCAGGGUUUAUUAAAGAUAAAGAAAAUAA
Messenger RNA from Labeo rohita (rohu), 2016 nucleotides. It is a transcript of the gene tpd52l2a, whose product is annotated as tpd52 like 2a. Bases 165 to 827 code for a protein of 220 amino acids. Gene Ontology annotation, cellular component: cytoplasm. The record is from RefSeq and is a predicted model, not a curated record. The transcript is spliced from 10 exons. NCBI's taxonomy places the organism in Eukaryota, Metazoa, Chordata, Actinopteri, Cypriniformes, Cyprinidae.